Penicillium antarcticum is the source of this 915-nucleotide messenger RNA. RefSeq names its product DUF3429 domain-containing protein. The record is from RefSeq and is a predicted model, not a curated record. The coding region runs from base 1 to 915 and encodes 304 amino acids. The transcript is spliced from 4 exons. Lineage: Eukaryota; Fungi; Ascomycota; Eurotiomycetes; Eurotiales; Aspergillaceae.
AUGCUGUACCGCAACUUCGCUGCCCGCUCUGCGCUCCGCGCCCUCUCGAGCUCCAAUGCCUCUGUGGCUCGCUCUUCUCUGGGCAACCAGAUCUGCAAGGCUCAGAUGACCUCGUCUGCCCGCAAUGCGAUCCGUCCUUCCGCGCCGAGCUUCGCGCUUGCUGCUCACAAGCCCGUUACCACCGCUCUCGUUCGCUUCUCUUCUUCCUCCGCCCACGGCAAGGAUGAGGAUGACAUCGAUGUGAUGGCGGGUAUGCGUUCCGAGGCUAAAGUCAUCGGCGAGACCUUCAGCCUGAGCCACGUCCCCAAGGAGGCUCUCUACCUUGGUAUGGCCGGUGUGGUCCCCUACCUGGCCACCUCCCUGCAGACCGUCUACCUCUCUUACGAGAUCAACCGCGCUGCUGCUCAUGGUGACGGUCUCAUCUUCUCCGGCCAGUCUGCUGAGCUGAUGCUCCACAUGCUUGAGCCCAUUCAGGUUGGAUACGGUGCCGUUAUCCUCUCCUUCCUCGGUGCCAUCCACUGGGGUCUCGAGUGGGCUGGCUACGGCGGCAAGUUCGGCUACCGCCGCUACGCUGCCGGUGUCAUCGCCCCCGCUGUGGCCUGGCCUACGCUGCUGUUCCCCGUUGAGUACGCCCUGAUCAGCCAGUUCCUCGCCUUCACCUUCCUGUACUACAACGACGCCCGUGCCGCCGCUGCCGGCCGUGCUCCCCACUGGUACGGCAUGUACCGCUUCGUCCUGACCUUUGUGGUCGGUGCCAGCAUUGUCGCCACCUUGAUCGGCCGUGAGCAGAUCCAGCAGACCAUUGUUUCCGAGCACACCAUCAAGGACAAGAUCAACGCUCUGAUCUUCCUCCAGAAGAAGGAGAAGGAGGAGGCUGACGCUCGCCGCCGCGGUGAGAUCGAGGAGACCGACUAA